Juglans microcarpa x Juglans regia is the source of this 2297-nucleotide messenger RNA. Its product is annotated as tRNA pseudouridine synthase Pus10. The record is from RefSeq and is a predicted model, not a curated record. Gene Ontology annotation, biological process: tRNA pseudouridine synthesis. Bases 192 to 1898 code for a protein of 568 amino acids. Gene Ontology annotation, molecular function: RNA binding; pseudouridine synthase activity. The transcript is spliced from 16 exons. Lineage: Eukaryota; Viridiplantae; Streptophyta; Magnoliopsida; Fagales; Juglandaceae.
CGAGUUAACGGUCAAAUACAUGUAGUAUAAGUUGUACGCGAAUCCAGUUGGAUUUACGCCCAACGAAAAAGUGACUCGUGUCGACUCCCAAACAAACACCGAACACUUCCCCUUUCUACUCUCCUCGACCCGACUCGGAACUCCGCAGAGAUACUGCCGCCAUUGCCCUCUGAGAGAGCCGUCGUAAAAAAAUGGCGAACGAUACCAAAGCAGUGCAUGUUAGCAUGGAGCCUGAGGUGGCGCAUAAUAUCUCCGCCACCGUGGAAGGCCAGGACAUCUCCGUCUAUGACGAUGUGCGGGCUCUUCACGACGUCGUUCAAGGUCUGCCUUCACACGUCAUGAAGGACUUGCUGUCCAUCGGGGUAUGUGCCCGGUGCAUCUUUCGGCUGUUUGGGAUACGUGGAAACAUAUAUUCUUGCUCCUUCCUCUCAUCUUCGAUGUUGAGUUCAGUUCUUGGAGAACAAAGACAUGCGGAUGAAGACAUGGUAGACAUUGGUUCUGAAGAACAUAAAAACCCAAUCAGUCUGCCUGCUUCUGAGGUAUCAGAAGUUGAUGCUGUACUUUGUACCCUUUGUUUAGGUAUCUUGCAGUUUACCUAUUGCGAUGAUAAAGAACUGGUGGUGAAAAAAAGUGCCAAAGAUAUGGCUGUUGCUAUUUCUGAGCUGCUAAGGCGAGAGUGGCAUCAGAUUGAUAGCUUUUCUCUUGAAGUAUCCAUACCUCCAAUUGUCCUUGAAAAUGAAAGCUCAGUUUGGUUGUACAUGAAAAGAAAGUAUGGGUCUGAACUUUGUUUCCAAGGGAAGUUACUGUCUCAACGUAUAUCUACUGUGGAAGCCUUAAUAUUGUGUUUAGCAAAACCUCUUGAAACAUUGUUGGAUUGUAAAUCAGGUGCAAGUGAUAUCCGCAUCUGUUUGACGUUCACGCACUCUAAGGCAUUGAAAAUGGUUCAUAGCGUUGCAGUGAGCAAACAUGGUUGCAAGAGAACAAAAACAGGCAUCGAAAACUGUAUAGACUCCAUUGAUGAUUCUGUAGUUGGAGACAUCGAAUGCUCUGAUUUGGCUGGUGUGACCAUUCAAAGGUCUUUUGGUGGUUCGCAGGAUAAUGGAUCUUCUCAGAGUCUCAAAUUUCCUCCAGAAAAAGUUGAAGCCUGUCAUCUGGUGUUUCUUUGCUACAGGAACCCUAUCUUUUUUGGUGGGAGAUACCUGAAGUACUCGAGAAAUGUGAGUCAAACACGAUGGAUCAUUGAUGAUGAAAGAAAGGGAGAAGCAUCUGUUGAGGAGAUAGUUGGUGGCAUCAUCCUUCCUAUGUGUCAGGGUGACAAUUAUAAGUUUCAUGCUGCUGGAAGAGAGGAUAUUGAUGUUCGGAUGUUGGGUUCAGGUAGGCCUUUCCUGGUUGAGAUACAAAAUGCCCGCCAUAUACCAUCUGAGGCAUUUGUGAAAGAAAUAGAAACAAAGAUAAAUAACUUGGAAAAUAAAUUGGUUGAAGUAAAAAAUUUGAAAGCUGUUGGCAGCCAAGGGUGGGACCUGAUGCGUGAAGGAGAAGCAGAGAAGCAGAAACAAUAUGCUGCAUUAGUGUGGAUUUCACGCCCACUCAAGGAUGAAGACUUGGAGUCUAUUGCCUCAUUCAAGGACAUGAAAGUUUUGCAGAGGACCCCAAUAAGGGUGCUUCAUCGUCGGAGUCCACUAGAACGGGAAAAGAUAAUACAUUGGAUGAAAAUUGAGAAGAUUGCUGGAAGUAAUCAUUAUUUUCUUUUACAUUUAUGCACUCAGGCUGGAACAUAUAUCAAAGAGUUUGUCCACGGGGAUCUUGGCCGUACACAUCCUAGUGUUGGAUCACUCCUAGGUUGCAGAGCAGAGAUACUGCAACUUGAUGUUACAGAUGUGAAAAUGGACUGUUUCUGACAGAAUGAGGAACUGAGGUUUAUUGGGCAUCUGUUCUGUUAGUGAUACAAAUGGCCUUCUACAAUUAUUCUCUAAUUCUGAAAUCAACUGCGACUAGUCUCUUCUUUUACUGCUCCGCUUGGUUCUUAGCUGUGUAAUUGGUUUCAUUCCCUCUUUGAGCCUGAGGUAAGUGGGCAUGUGGCUAAUACUUGUUGAGAUUUAAUUUAUCCUCUCUUAUCGGUUUAACCUUUUGGAAUAAACAGUGAUUUAGUAUGUCAAAGAGAUAAAUUUAAUAGUUUGCUUAUGUUCAACCAUUACUUCCAAAACGAAAACCUUCUGGUCGGUAUUAUCCUUUCUUUCAUGGACACUUGCUAUUUGCAUAUUGUAAACAGUGCUGAAGUUUUGUAAAUUUUUCUGAUA